AUGACCACCGAUAUGCAAUGUCUUGACUGUAAUUUGAAGAAAAUCCAAUUGCAAUUGAAUCACCCUUUCGAGCCAGGAGUGCAAGACCCAGUAUCCUUUCAGUCACUGGUAACUUCAUGCGGGAAGAGUUCAUAUCCAAUUACCUAUACCCCGACGGCCACCACAACAGCACCUAUAACCACCACAGCAUCGCCAGCUUGCACGAGUACCUACGCUGCAAAGGGGCCAGACACGCCAAAUUCGGUCGCCUUAGCUCUCAAAGUUUCCACAGAUCGGCUUUUAACGAAUAACAAUAUCCCGUUGACUUGGAACACAACUUUUUCAACGGGCACGGUUUUAUGUCUUGAUAACGUCCCGGUAUGUUUGACUCGAGCUGUUCAGCCAUCGGACACUUGUUCUUCGCUUUUCGAAAUGAUAGGUUUCAGUUUGAAUGAGAUUAUGCUCAGAAGCUGGAAUCCAACUUUGGGACACGAUUGUGGGAAUCUUAAGAACAUGGUUGGGAAGAUGAUAUGUAUAUCUCCUCCAGGAACUACCACAUCCUAUACAGAAAAACAGCCUCCACCGACUUCAACAAGCAGUACUUCGAGCGAUACCGCAAUUUGGUCCUGGAGCACCGUUUCAGCCACUGCGUCCCCGACUCUCACAGCCAACCGGUCACUUCAAUGGACAUGGCCGCCGGACUUCCCUACCAUCACAACAAUCAAUGGGACAAUGCCAGCAUCAUCUAGCAUAUCGUUAGCCCUAGCGCGCAUAACGUAUUGCCCAUUUCUAGCAGAAGGGAGCGAAGAUUGGAGGGCUGGGCUUGCCGCCGAUGAAUACCGCCCAAGCCGACACGAACUGGACGAGUCAUGCCAAACCCUUUGGGGUCCGUACUGCAAUGCUAACUUAUCAACUGCUGUUCUCCCGAGCCCUACCACCAUACCGUCAAGUUGUUAUCCAUUAAUCUCCACAGUCACAAGGGAAUAUGUUGAACCCCCAGCAGCAACCGCAAGCGGGACUCCAGACAACUGCAACCAAUGGCAUAUUGCGGCCUCGGGCGAUACUUGCGACGCAAUUGACUCCAAAUAUUCAAUCACUCUCGCGCAACUGAAGGCGUGGAAUCCAUCGAUCAAUAGCAUAUGCUCAAACAUUAUGGUGUCUUUCGCAUAUUGCGUGCGAGUAUGGAUUGAGCCGAGCUCGAGUUCUACCUCUGCGACAGCCAGCCCCACUCUCGCACCGCCAGCUCCAACCUCAUCCGGCACAUCAGCAGCUUGCUAUAAGUGGCAUGUUGACAAAACUAGUGACACUUGUACAUCCAUUGCAGAGCUUUACGGGAUCAUUGUCAGUCGGUUCCGUCAAUUAAAUCGGUCUUUGAGCACCUUAUGCGACAACCUAAUAGUUGGAAAUGCGUAUUGUGUUAGAUGA
Molecule: messenger RNA, 1404 nt
Organism: Venustampulla echinocandica
Lineage: Eukaryota; Fungi; Ascomycota; Leotiomycetes; Helotiales; Pleuroascaceae
Exons: 3
Coding region: 1-1404 (467 amino acids)
Source: RefSeq, a predicted model, not a curated record